AAACCGCAAAUGAAAAUUUCGAACCCUCGCUCGUUGCACUUGGAACCAUCAUGGCCGUACAUGAGACUGGCGUCGAGACGUGUGAUCUGCCGAAUAUCAGCGUGACCUACCCUUGCUACCUGGCCGACCUGAGGGACGUGACUGACAGCCAGCUCGCCGCCCAAGCGGGUUUCAGCCCCGACCGUCACAUUCAUUUUGCCGGGAGUGGCGGCUCGCCGUUGCCAUCGAUUAACGGAGACUACUAUGGCAACGGAUACUUCCACACGGGCGACGAGCCAGACAUAAAACCUCACCAAAACGACUCGAGGAUGGCCGUGCUCCGGCACAGCAGGGCAGGAGGGGAAGAUACAAACGUCUUCAGCAUGCCUGUCGGCAGCCUGGUCAACUUCACCCUCCAUGGCGUGCACUUCCACGCCUUCCACUGGCACGUGAACCCGUUUCAGCUGCAGACGUCGUACGAUGAGUUCGGCCUCUUUAACAAGGAUGGCCUCGAGACCCACGAGCGACCACGGGCUUUUGAGAAAGGGGACAAGGAUGAUCGCGCCUUUGAGCCCUAUUUCAAGGCUGGUGACUGGCAUGACGUUCUGAUGGUACCUGCCAAGUGGUGUGCGCCCGUCGACAAGUACGACUGCACGGGGGAUCCGGACCAAGGUGACAUGCACAACCAAACCGGCGACAAGAACAACUCAUUCGGCCAGUGCACUCCUGAGUACUGGGCGCAAACAAACCUUUCCUUCCCCGUCCGCACGAAUCUCGACCGUUUCGUCAGUCGGCAGGUCGUCCACUGCCACGUCCUCGAGCACGAGGACCAGGGGAUGAUGACCCUGCUCGACAUCCAAGAGUAUAGCAAAUGGAAGGAGGCGAAUCCAAUGGGCGGACCUCAGUCGGGCGACGAGAACAACCACAACAAGCUCGCGUACGGCCGUCAACUCGACCAGAUGUGCUACGGACCAAUGCCUGCAAACGCAAAGGAAAUGGGCAUAUGGUCGAGCAAGGAAGGAAUGUGCUGCGCAGACAAGGAUGACGACAUCUGCGAGGCGGGACUGAGCUGCCAGUGUGGUACGGAGGACACGACGACUUCCUUGCUCCCGCGGUCCGUUUCGAAGAGGAACUGCAAGUGUCGCCCAUCGCCGCCGCCCUCGCCGCCCUCGCCACCGCCCUCGCCGCCCUCGCCACCCCCAUCGCCGGAGCCAGUGUCCUGGCUGCGCCUCGCGGCACUCGCCCUCGUCGUGCUGCUGGUGGCGGUCCUGAUUGCGAUCCUGCUGAAAGCCCUGACACGGGCGAGGCGAUGCCCCCCUUCACCUGAUGUCCCCAAGCAGAGCCUCCCCUGCGCUGAGUCCAUUUAGACCGCUCCUCGAAACACCAAAGAGAGAAGCAGGUGAAGAUGUAGAUAUGUGUGUGUGUGUUUAGUAGAGUGAAGCAGGUGUAGUUUGUGUGUGUUUUGUAGAGUGCACCAUCACCUGUUUCC
Emiliania huxleyi CCMP1516 is the source of this 1468-nucleotide messenger RNA. RefSeq lists its product as hypothetical. NCBI's taxonomy places the organism in Eukaryota, Haptophyta, Isochrysidales, Noelaerhabdaceae. The annotation marks the transcript as partial. The record is from RefSeq and is a predicted model, not a curated record. The transcript has a single exon. Gene Ontology annotation, molecular function: copper ion binding.